Molecule: messenger RNA, 2926 nt
Organism: Chaetomium fimeti
Lineage: Eukaryota; Fungi; Ascomycota; Sordariomycetes; Sordariales; Chaetomiaceae
Product: P-loop containing nucleoside triphosphate hydrolase protein
Exons: 2
Coding region: 275-2560 (761 amino acids)
Biological process (GO): microtubule-based movement
Cellular component (GO): kinesin complex; microtubule
Molecular function (GO): plus-end-directed microtubule motor activity; ATP binding; ATP hydrolysis activity
Source: RefSeq, a predicted model, not a curated record
CCGAGCUAAAAAUGCGGGACAUCCAUUGCAAGGGUUGAGCUCUUCGGAGAAGCACGGGCCACUUCAAAUUCAACUCACCGCGCUCUUGCAGAUUGAAGGUGGAACCCCCUGCAGAUUUGUUGCCUUGGUGAUCUCCUUCAACCCUUGAGCUCACCGCAUCUGAAGCUUUGCCUGCCAACACGCUCUUGCUCACGCGUCGUGACCUCUCCUCCCUUCCGUCCCCCCCAAUUCCUUUUCUCCCCCCCCGUCCGCCAUCCGUGAGAGUUUCUACGCCAUGCCCACCGUAAGGACUGUUGUUAGAUUUCGACCGCUUCUUGAAAAAGAACUCGACAAGGAUGUCAUCGUCCGCGCCGACCGCGUCGAAGCUGGGAAACCAUUGACCCUCGUCAAGAUCCCCAGUCCCAAGAACGGAGCUGAAGAGUUCUCGUUCGCCUUCAACAGCGUCUAUGAGCAGGCUACUUCACAGGAGGAGCUGUUUACAGCUGAAGUGGCUCCACACAUGAAGGCAUUGUUCCAAGGCUUGGAUGUGACAAUCUUUGCCUAUGGCGUGACGGGUACCGGCAAGACGCACACCAUGCGCGGUGGCCUACGCCUCGCCGAACGCGGCGUAAUUCCCAGGCUGCUGAGCAACGUCUUCCGGAGGGGGAAGAAGAUCACCAAAGACACCGACGGGGCAACGAUGGUGGAUGUCGCUCUUUCGUACUACGAGAUCUACAACGACAAGGUGUACGAUCUCCUUGAACCGCCCGAGAAGCGAACACCCGCCGGCCUACCACUCCGAGAGAAGGACGGAAAGACCAUGGUCGUCGGCCUGUCGGAACGCUCGUGCGAGGAUCUCAAGGAUUUCGAGAGGCUGUACAUCGAGGCAAACAACAACCGCGUCACGGCGGCUACGAAACUAAACGCCCACAGCAGUCGAAGCCACGCCAUCUUGCGGGUCAAGGUGACCCAAACGACCGGGGACAUGGUCAAGGAAAGCACAGCGUCAGCCAUUGAUUUGGCCGGCUCGGAAGACAACCGGCGAACCGACAAUGGAAAGGAGCGACUGGUCGAGUCUGCGGCCAUCAACAAGAGCCUCUUCGUGCUGAGCCAGUGCAUCGAUGCGAUCUCGCGCGGCGACAAGCGGAUCCCGUACCGCGAGUCCAAGAUGACGCGGAUUUUGUCCUUGGGGCAAAACAAUGGGAUUACCGUCAUGAUCCUCAACCUCGCCCCGAUCCGCAGCUACCACCUCGACACGCUCAGCAGCCUGAACGUGAGCUCGCGGGCGAAGCGCAUCGAGGUGCGCGAGAUUGAGAACGAAAUCGUGUACAAGCAAGCCCCGCGCACCAACUCCGGGCUUGGAGGUAUCAGCAUGUUGCGUCAGCCACUCCGGCCGCUAAACAACGCCCACAACGUCCACACUGGCACGUUGGCAGCCAAGGCGGCAGAGAAGGCCGAAAAGGCUGACAAGCCCGUCAAGGCGUUCGCCGUCUACACGGACAAGAAGCCCUCGGUGGCUACCCGAACCAUCAUCGCCCCGUCAGCCAACACCUCCGUACCACGACAGCCCCUCCAACCGAAGCGACCGUCCGAAACGACAUCGGACACCCUCCCGCGGCCCUCGAAGCUCGCCCGACCGACAGGGCAAUCCCUCCUACGCCAGCCGCAGCCGGUACAAAUCCCGCAAUCUCCCCCCAAACAAAUCUCCAUCACCCCCGACCAAAUCGAAGCCAUGGUCGAGAAGAAGGUCGCCGAAAUCCUCGCAUCGCGCGCCGCCGCCGAAGCCGCCGAAGCCGCCUCCGCCCCACCCCCGGCUCCGGUAGCCGAACCAACCCUCACCACACCCACCACGCCCACCUCUGCCACCGCUUCCGGAACCCAAAACGAAAUAAGCGAGGAAGUCAAGCGCCGCCUGGAAGCCCUCGAGCGACGCAUCGACAGCGAGUCGCGCGCCGACGACGGCCGGUCGGAAGGACUGCGCUUGCUACUGCAGGCGCGCCAGGCGAAGGAGCAGGGCGACGACGAGGGCGCGCUGGCGCUGUAUGAGCGGGCGCUGCCGUUUUUUCCGGGGCAGGCGAAGCUGUUGGGGAAGAUUGAGCGGUUGAGGGUUAAGCUUGGGGUGGUCGUGGGUGAUAAUGGGGAGGGGGGAAGGGUGGUGGUGGAGGGGAAGGGGAAGAGGGAGAGGAAGGGGAGGGUGAGUGGGGAUGAGGAUGGGGAGUAUCAGGAUGGGACCGAGGCGGAUAUUGAUGAGGAGGAGGAUGUGGCCGGGAGGAGCCCGGUGAGGGGGAAGGGGCAGAAAAAGAAGGUUGUGAGAGUUGGGGGUUUGGAGGAGGAGGAUGAGACUGCCUCGCCACGCGUGAAACAGUUGCUUCAGAUUGUCAACUCGAAGGAUUUGGUCUUGAUCAAGGGGUUGCAUGGGUUUGGCGCGAAGAAGGCGCAGGAUCUGGUCGACUGCUUGACGCUCCGGGGUGACGAGGAGUCGGGCCGCGUUGAGUCGCUCGCCCAGUUGCGGACAUUGCCUGGCAUGGGCGGCCGCGCUGUUGAGAGGGCCUUUGAGGGAUUGGCUAUUGCUGCGGUGUAAUCGUUGCUCGGCAUUUUCCGGCGAGGUUUGUUUUCCAUGCUUGUGGGUUUAUUUGCAUACCGGUCUGUCGGUGCAUUUUGCCUCGGGGUUCGUCCCUACAUCGGUUGGUCAGCGUCUUCCGCUCGGUUCAUCAACCGGCGUUGCAUGGCAAGGAGUUUUGGGCAUUGGCGUUCUGGCUGAGCAUUUGCUCGGUUCUUUGUUUAAUACAGGGUGCAUUUUUCGUUUCUUGGUUGGGGCAAAGGAGUCAAGUUUUGCGUGUUGAAGUCGGGCAUCUGCAUAGCAGCACAGUUAAUAGACUGAUGUUACCCGUUAUGCUCCCUUCUUGAAUCAUCGGAAAGUCAGAUCUCCAUCCUCGGGCGGCAUCAA